AUGAUUGAGAAAGGGGUUCUGACUCAAACAAAGAUAAAGCCAGUCAGCUGUUUACCCUCACAUUAUGGGGUGAACCCCAAGACAGGGAAGAUUACAUGGAUUGUCUCCUUCCUUACCCCAGUAAAAGGCUUCUCACUCUUCAAUGCCAGUGAGAGGGAUGCCAGGGGUUCUGCCACCCACCAAAGUGUGUGCGACUGGCAAGAUACUCCAACUGCAGUGAGCCCACAAGCCAGCAUGAGGGGCCAACAGGCGCGGAGUGCAAGAGAGCGCCAAGAUGUGCCAACUGCUGCCAACCCUACCCAGCUGGGCAUCAGCACUGCCCUGCCGCACCCAGGCGCGUGA
Histoplasma mississippiense is the source of this 342-nucleotide messenger RNA. RefSeq lists its product with no specific name. The coding region runs from base 1 to 342 and encodes 113 amino acids. The record is from RefSeq and is a predicted model, not a curated record. The transcript has 2 exons. NCBI's taxonomy places the organism in Eukaryota, Fungi, Ascomycota, Eurotiomycetes, Onygenales, Ajellomycetaceae.